AUGACAUCUGCAGAGCGCGGUACUAAUGUAAGCAUGAUAGCAGCGGUGAAUGCUCUAGGGAACACCGUUCCUCCCCUGUUUGUGUUUCCCCGCGUUCACUUUAAAAGUAACAUGCUAAAAGGAGCACCACCAGGCUCAAUUGGAGCAGCAGCACCAUCAGGUUGGUCCAAUGAGAACAUUUUUAACCAAUAUUUUGAACAUUUUGUGAAGCACACCAAGCCAACCAUUGAGAGCCCAGUAAUUUUGCUGCUAGACAACCAUGAGAGCCACGUUUCUGUGAGAGCAAUCACUCUAGCUAAGAAAGUUGGAGUGCAUAUGGUCACUUUCUAUCCCCACACCUCUCACAAAAUGCAACCUCUAGACUGCACAGUCUUUGGUCCGUUUAAAACGUAUUACCAUAAGGCUAUUACUGACUGGAUGACUUCACCUGGCAACCAAGGGAAACCACUAACAAUCUACGAUGUAGCUGAAAUCGCUGGAAAAGUCUACAGCAAAGCUUUUACACCGUCCAACAUAAUUGAGGGAUUUAAAGUUACUGGCAUUUUCCCUCUAGAUCAAGAUAUUUUUAAAGACCACGAGUUUCUGCCAGCUAAUGUGACAGAUCGUCCUGCUCCUACCUCUAGCCCUUGUCUUCAGGACCGUCAGGUAGACCUGCCAUCAGAAUCACAGCAACCAUCGACCUCAUCUGAUGUGCAACCAUCGACCUCAUCUGAUGUGCAACCAUCGACCUCAUCUGAUGUGCAACAGGAAGAUCCAUCGACAUCCCCCAAAGUGCCAGCUUCAACUCCCAGCCAUAUUAUUACCCCAGAAAUGUUAAGGCCUUUCCCAAAGGCAGAGGCUUGCAAAAGUCAAGGCAAUACCAAAUGUAGGCCUAAGGGAAAAUCUAAAAUCAUGACGGACACCCCAGAAAAAGACGAAAUUGAAAAUAUGAAAAAGAUAAAGAUGGAGGGGAAACAAAGAAAGGGAUUGAAAAAAAUAACGGAUCACAUGCAGAGAAUGUCUUGA
This is a messenger RNA of Nilaparvata lugens (brown planthopper), 1005 nucleotides long. RefSeq lists its product as uncharacterized. The coding region runs from base 1 to 1005 and encodes 334 amino acids. The record is from RefSeq and is a predicted model, not a curated record. Gene Ontology annotation, cellular component: nucleus. Gene Ontology annotation, molecular function: DNA binding. Lineage: Eukaryota; Metazoa; Arthropoda; Insecta; Hemiptera; Delphacidae. The transcript has a single exon.